AUGCCGCCUGCCAUUCCAACAAUUACCAUUGGUUCCGGUCUAGGCGCCGCCGCCAUCCUGUACACUGCUGAACAACCCAGCAGGUUACUCGGCAUAGUGGCCUUUGCAGUACUUUGGGCUGUGCAGUUUUUUACAUGGGGUUUCUGGUACACGUUCAUAUAUCCCUUCUUUAUAUCGCCUCUGCGCAAGCUGCCAACUCCCACAGGCUGGCGUCCGAUCACUGGACACACUGUCGAAGUUAUUGGCAAAGGCGUCGGUGUCACUGCCCGAGAAUGGAUUGACAACACCGCAAACGAUGGGUUCAUUCGCAUGCUUGGCCCAUUCCAUCGCGAGUACCUCAUCGUGACAUCGGCGCAGGCGCUUGGCGAAAUCCUCGUCUCCAAAGCGUAUGACUUUCAGAAACCGCAAUUCAUCCGCGACUUUUUUGGCCCCUUUCUGGGCCAUGGUCUUGUGCUCGCCGAGGGCCACGAGCACAAGGUCCAGCGUCGAAACCUCAUGCCGGCCUUUGCCUUUCGGCACAUCAAAGAUCUGUACCCGCUGUUUUGGCGCAAGGCCUGCGAUGUCGUGCAGGUCAUGACCGAGGAGUGCAACUCGGACGGCUACGCGGACUUUGAAGUCGAUCACUGGGCCGGCCGUGUCUCGCUGGAUAUCAUCGGUGCCGCGGGCAUGGGUCGCGACUUUGACGCCACGCACAACGAAAACGACGAGAUUGUCAAGACGUACAUGGUCAUCGCCACGCCAACCAUGCAGGACCGCAUCCUGUUGACGUUGACUGAAUACUUUACUGCUUUUGUCCCCAUGUGGAUCCUUCUUCAUUCUCCGAUGCCUCGCAUCGUCGAAGCGAAACGAGCGGCCACAAAGAUUCGCAACGUCUGCAAGGACCUCAUCCGGGCCAAGCAGAAGAAGCUCGCCGACAACAAGCUGGAGGAUGUCGACAUCCUAUCCAUUGCGCUCCGCUCCGGCAUCUUUGGCGAGGAGGAGCUCAUCAACCACCUCAUGACGUUUCUGGGUGCCGGCCACGAGACCACGGCCUCGGCGCUGAGCUUUGCCAUCUACGCCAUGUGCCGGCACCCGGACGUGCAGACGCGGCUGCGCCAGGAGAUUCGCGCCAACCUCCCUCCCCUGGGCGACGGGCGCGAAAUCACCAGCAGCGAGAUUGACCGUCUGCCGUACCUGGGCGCCGUGUGCAACGAGGUGCUGCGCGUGUACAGCCCCGUGCCGCAGACGAUCCGCGAGGCGGUGCGCGACACGUCGAUCCAGGGCCAGGCGCUGCCCAAGGGCACGCGGCUGUUCCUCGCGGCCUGGGGCACCAACCUGGACACGAGCCUCUGGGGCCCCGACGGCGGGCUGUUCAAGCCGGAGCGGUGGCUGGUGUCGUGCGCGGCGGACGGGCUCGGGGGCACGGCGGCAAGCGCCAAGGAGGCGGCGGUCGGCGGCGCGUCGAGCAACUAUGCGUUCCUGUCGUUCCUGCACGGCCCGCGCAGCUGCAUCGGGCAGAGCUUCGCCAAGGCCGAGUUUGCGUGCCUGCUGGCGGCGUGGGUCGGCCGGUUCGAGUUUGCGCUCCGCGACGAGGCCAUGAUGGACGAGGCCAACGUGACGUUUGAGCAGAUGAUCACGGUCAAGGCGGCAGGCGGGAUGCACGUCCGCGCGAGGGUCGUUCCCGGGUACUAA
Molecule: messenger RNA, 1671 nt
Organism: Akanthomyces muscarius
Lineage: Eukaryota; Fungi; Ascomycota; Sordariomycetes; Hypocreales; Cordycipitaceae
Exons: 2
Coding region: 1-1671 (556 amino acids)
Molecular function (GO): heme binding; iron ion binding; monooxygenase activity
Source: RefSeq, a predicted model, not a curated record